Molecule: messenger RNA, 4321 nt
Organism: Oldenlandia corymbosa var. corymbosa
Lineage: Eukaryota; Viridiplantae; Streptophyta; Magnoliopsida; Gentianales; Rubiaceae
Source: the annotation of a GenBank genome assembly
CAUGUUCACACUUACUAAAUAUUUACUGCGUCCACCAAUUUCAACUUUAUUUUCCCAAAAAAAAAAAAAGAGUUUAAUUUAAUUCAUUUAGUAUUGCUGUUGGGAGCUUUGCAGGAAAAAGGAGAAAUUUGUUAGCUGCACCAUAAAAGGGGAAGGGAAGAAGAAUAAAAAAAGAAAAAGUGAGAAAAAACAACCAUUUCUGGGGUUUGGAACUUUGGAAUUUUGCUGUUGUUCUUUUUCAUUUUCAGUUGAUCAUCAUCAUCAUCCCCAUCGAGGAAAAGGAAAACAGUUGCCAAACUGCCCAGUUCUUAUUUUCUCUUUCUGUUUCCUAAUCAUAAGUCAUAAUCCCACCUUCCCUUUCCUCUGUUCUUCCUCCUUUUCAUACAAAUCUCCUGCCCCAAGCCUUUCUAUACACUUUGAUGGUGUAGAUUUGGACCCUUACACGAACCCUAACUUCAAUUCCACUCCUCCCUUCAUGGAAGAAUCAGAAUUGUGGCUGUCUUAGCUUCUGAUCUCAGUUUUAUCAUUUUCCAUGUUAAAGUUGCUUCAGAAUCCUGCUUGAAACCCCCUCAAUUGUCAGUUAGAAUUUAAGGGAAUGCUAUUUCUGAUUUGGGCAAAUUGGAAUGUAUCCAUGUAGCUUUUCUGUGUAUUGAUUUUUUUGGCUGUAUAAUAAAUGUGAUAAUGAAGAUUUGUUGCCAAGUUGGGGUUGUUUGAUGUUAAUAUAAGGAAGAAUGGUGAAAUUUAUUUGGAUGGAAAUUUGGGGAAUUCUGGUCAUUUGGAGGCUUUAUUAUAGUUUGGACAUAGUGCCAGUUGAUAAAUUUAGAAUCUUAAUAAUCAAUGUCAAUUAAAUUUGUACCCAAGGAUAAUAUGAGAGUUUUUUUUAUGUUAAUGGGAGGAAGAUGAGGUGGUUGUACUUGGAUGGGAAAUGUGGAAAGUUCUACCCAUGUGGAAGCUUUAAUAUAGUUUGGACUUAAAUAAAGUUUAAAUCUUAUAAUUAACAUGAUCAAAUCGAUUUGUAACCAAGUAUAGUAAGAGGGAUUCAUUGAUAUUAAUGGGAUAAUAGAAGUCGCGAGUGUGGAAGGUUGUAAGCUAUGUGCAAUCUUUAGAGUUUAUCGUGUUGAUACAAGUCUAAGCUUUAUCGCCGGUGGAUAAGCCAUUUAAACAUGAUGAUACUGCUUCUAGUUGCAAAUUGUCGCAGGACUGCAUAUUCAGUUUCUUUGUCGCCUUGUUUUCCUUCCUUUUUAUCUUGAGAUUAGUAAGUAUGACUGCCAGAAAUGAGCUUUACUUGUUUUUGUUGGGUAUUAAGCAACUGCAACUGUAGGUAUAGCUGCAAAAAGCGAAUUCUUCAUGACUUUAUUUAAGCAGCACAUUUCACUUUCACUUCUUUAUAUCCCUGCGCCCAUUAAGCGUUUAAAGAUAUCUCUAGACCAGUAUUAGAGUUUCAUAUAUAACUCAGAUAGAAGAUGUCGAAUAGGAAACAAUUAUGCUUAUAUAUGGGAAGGUUCCGGGGUUCGGAUGGCUGGAAGCUGGGAUGAUGGAAGUAAUGACCUGGCUAAUCAGUCUGAUGAUAGCUCUCAUUUUGAUAGAUCACAUGUGGAACCUAUCUAUGAUGCAUUCAUAUGCCCUUUGACAAAACAAGUAAUGCGGGACCCCGUAACAUUGGAGAAUGGCCAAACUUACGAGAGGGAAGCAAUUGAAAAAUGGUUCAAGGAAUGUCGGGAUGCUGGGAGAAGGCCGGUAUGUCCAUUAACUCAAAGAGAGUUACGGAGCACCGAACUUAAUCCAAGUAUUGCCUUACGGAACGCUAUCGAAGAAUGGAAUGCUAGGAACGAAGCUUUUCAGCUUGAUAUGGCUCGGAGAUCAUUGACUUUGGGAAGCUCAGAGCAAGAUAUUUUUCAAGCUCUCAAAUUUAUCCAGAACUUAUGCCACAAAAGUCAGUCAAAUAAGCUUGUUAUUCGGAAUGCGGAGCUGAUUCCCUUGAUAAUUGAUACAUUGAAGAGCAGUUUCCGAAGAACUCGAUUGAAAGCCUUAGAAACUCUUCGAAUUGUGGUCGAGGAAGAUUCUGAUAAUAAGGAAAUUAUGGCUCAAGGGGACACUGUACGCACGGUAGUGAAGUUCUUAUCAAAUGAGCAAUCCAAAGAGAGGGAAGAAGCUGUUUGUUUGCUGUAUGAGCUCUCCAAAUCUGAAGCUUUAUGUGAAAAGAUUGGUUCAGUUAAUGGAGCAAUUCUUAUUUUGGUUGGGAUGGCAAGCAGCACAUCGGAAAACCUUGUGGCUGUUGAGAUGGCUGAUAAAACUCUAGAGAAUCUGGAGAAAUCUGAGAACAAUGUGAGACAGAUGGCUGAAAGUGGUCGAUUACAGCCACUUCUGAGGCUACUACUUGAAGGGUCUCCAGAAACCAAAUUAUCAAUGGCUGGAUUUCUCGGUGAUUUGGUCUUAAACAACGAUGUAAAAGUUUUGGUGGCUAGGACUGUUGGUUCAUCUCUGGUUAAUAUAAUGAAAACUGGUAACAUACAAUCCAGGGAGGCCUCUCUGAAAGCAUUAAAUCAGAUUUCCUCGCAUGAGGUAAGUGCUAAGAUAUUAAUAGAGGCUGGUAUACUCCCUCCUUUAGUCAAGGAUCUGUUCACCGUGGGUGCCCACCAAUUGCCGAUGAGACUAAAGGAAGUUUCCGCCACGAUCCUUGCAAAUGUUGUCAAUUCAGGAUAUGUCUUUGAUUCUAUUCCUGUUGGGCCGGAACAACAAACCCUGGUUUCGGAAGACAUCAUUCACAAUCUCCUCCAUCUUAUCAGCAACACUGGGCCGGCAAUAGAAUGCAAGCUUCUUCAGGUGCUUGUUGGGCUCACUAAUUGUCAGGUUACUGUUUCCAGUGUUGUUUCUGCCAUUAAAUCCUCUGGUGCAACUAUAAGUUUGGUGCAGUUUAUCGAAGCUCCACAAAAGGAUUUAAGAGUGGCUUCCAUUAAACUUCUCCAAAACUUAUCUCCCCACAUGGGACCUGAAUUAGCUAGCUGCUUACGUGGCACGUCGGGUCAGCUUGGCAGUUUAACUAAACUCAUAUCAGAGAAUAUCAGCAUUACAGAAGAACAAGCGGCAGCCGUUGGGCUUUUAGCCGAUCUUCCUGAAAGAGAUGUGGGCCUAACUCGACAAAUGCUAGAUGAAGGCGUCUUCCAGCAUGUCAUCUCGAGGAUUCUUAGGAUUCGACAAGGCGAGACACGAGGCAACCGGUUUAUGACUCCGUAUCUGGAAGGUCUGGUGAAAGUUCUAUCGAGGAUCACAUUUGUUGUGACUAGCGAGCCUGGUGCCCGUGCCCUUUGUCGAGAUCACAAUCUUGCUGCCGUUUUUGUAGAUCUUCUACAAACUAAUGGGCUCGACAAUGUUCAGAUGACAUCAGCAAUGGCAUUGGAAAACUUAUCUCAAGAAUCAAAAAACCUGACUAAAUUACCGGAAGUGCCGGGCCCUGGAUUUUGUUUGUCCAUUUUCCCGUGCUUAAGCAAACCAGCUGUCAUCACCGGACUCUGUAGGGUCCACCGAGGUACCUGUUCUAUGAAAGACACUUUUUGCCUCUUACAAGGACAAGCUGUGGAAAAGCUUGUUGCCCUUCUUGACCACACCAACGAGAAGGUUGUCGAGGCCUCAUUUGCAGCCUUAUGCACGUUGUUGGAUGAUGAGGUCGACAUUGAACAAGGGGUUCAAGUUUUUUGUGAAGCAGAAGCAAUCAGACCUAUCCUUGAUGUUUUAAUUGAGAGACGCACUGAAAACCUGAGGCGGAGGGCUGUUUGGGCGGUUGAGAGGAUCUUACGCUCAGAGGAUAUUGCCUAUGAAGUUUCGGGUAAUCCUAAUGUCAGUACUGCUCUCGUAGAUGCUUUCCAGCAUGCUGAUUAUCGGACACGCCAGAUCGCAGAGCGUGCCUUGAGGCAUGUCGAUAAGAUUCCAAACUUCUCCGGCAUCUUUCCCAGCGUCGCGUGAUGAUAGAACAACAUUUUUAGGUCAUUUAUUUCGUUUCCAGAAAGGUUGGUUCUGCUAUCUGCAUGCUUUUUGUUCUUAGGGUUUUACAUCAUUCGUAUAUAUGAUAUCCCUUUUUCUUUUCCCCACUGUUUUCUUGUAUGUAGAGGGUUUCAAUUCUUUCCGCUUAUGAACAAUAUGUUGUUGUAAGUUCUAUAGAAGUUCAUUACUGGUAAGAUGAAUUUGUAUCAAUUUCUUUUUUUUUCCCUGUAAUAAAAGAUUAAAUUAGAGGAGAUACCCUUUCCUCCUUCCUUUGGUAGUCUGCUAUGUAUAAUUGAUUUUGAUUUCUUCAAAGGCAAUGGUGACUUCCUCAUUUUGGUGGCUU